UCCUUCCCGGGCGGGACACCCGGGAACGGCUGUGGACUUCUGCCGUGUUGGCCCCUUUCCACUUGUUAGGCGCCUCCUCGCGCCACUUGCCUUUUAGACACAGUGAUGGAGCGUUCUAUUUCUGGGCAUUUGAAAGUGACAGUCGGGGCUCCAGUGGCGGUUGACGUGCAGAUUUGAUUACUAUCGGGCCUUUGAGCACACUGCCACCUCCAGAGCUGCAAAACACCCGCUGGAAACCUGUUCAUAGUUUUCCAGAGGCCGAUUGUGUCAAGCCCGGCCCUGGUCCAGUGCCCUUGGAAAAACAAAAAAGCACUGUUCAUAAACAACAGUGUCGUCUUGAUUGCUCUUGUCUGUAUGCCCAGGAGGUGGAAAUGGGGUGUCUGAAGAAAAGCUGACUUGGUAGGGGAAAAGUGGUGUUGACCUAAACAAAGAGAUCAUUCCUAAUUUCACAAGGCGUAUCCAGACCAAAAUCAAAGACCUUCUCCAGCAGAUGGAAGAAGGGCUGAAGACAGCCGACCCACAUGAUUGCUCGGCUUACACUGGGUGGACAGGCAUAGCCCUGUUGUACCUGCAGUUGUACAGGGUCACAUGUGACCAGACCUACCUGCUCCGAUCCCUGGAUUACGUAAAGAGGACACUUCGGAAUCUGAAUGGCCGCAGGGUCACUUUCCUCUGCGGAGAUGCUGGGCCGCUCGCCGUGGGAGCUGUGGUUUAUCAUAAACUCAAAAGUGACUGUGAGUCCCAGGAAUGCAUCACAAAACUUCUGCAGCUCCAGAGAACGGUUGUCUGCCGGGAUUCAGACCUUCCGGACGAGCUGCUCUACGGUCGGGCAGGCUAUCUGUACGCCUUACUCUACCUGAACACGGAGAUCGGCCCGGGCACCGUGUGUGAGGCAGCCAUUCAGGAGGUUGUCAGUGCCAUUCUUGAGUCAGGCAAGGCUCUGUCGAGGGAGGAAAGGAAGGCUGAGCGCUGUCCCCUGUUGUACCAGUGGCACAGGAAGCAGUACGUCGGCGCAGCCCACGGCAUGGCGGGAAUCUUCUACGUGCUGAUGCAGCCAGCAGCAAAAGUGGACCAAGAAACCUUGACAGAAAUGGUGAAACCCAGCGUGGAUUACGUACGCCACAGGAGAUUUCGAUCAGGGAAUUACCCGUCCUCCUUAAGCAACGAAACGGAUCGACUGGUGCACUGGUGCCACGGUGCGCCGGGCGUCAUCCACAUGCUGAUGCAAGCUUACAAGGUGUUUAAGGAGGAAAAAUACCUGAAAGAUGCCAUGGACUGCAGUGACGUGAUCUGGCAGCGAGGUUUGCUCCGGAAGGGCUACGGGGUCUGCCACGGGACAGCCGGCAAUGGCUACUCUUUCCUGUCCCUUUACCACCUCACGCAGGAUAAGAAGUACCUCUACCGAGCUUGCAAGUUUGCAGAGUGGUGUCUAGAAUAUGGAGCCCAUGGGUGUCGCAUUCCCGACAGACCCUACUCUCUCUUUGAAGGCAUGGCCGGUGCAAUUCACUUUCUCUCCGACGUCCUCGUACCAGAGACAUCACGGUUUCCAGCGUUUGAACUUGGCUCUUCGUAGAUGGAUAAAAAGGUGCAAAAAGACUGAGAGACCCAAUUGGACCAAAAGUCACCAGAUUGCUUAGUGCCUGACGAAGAACCAACUGUGAAUCCGGAAAGAGGAAAAGGAGAAGCGACACUUCCCAGCCCCUUGUGUUGCAGACCCUCAAGUUCAAGUUAGUGCAUGAGUGACAGAAACCAUCUCAUUGGCGUUUUGUGACAGUGUUCCCCUCACUGGUGUGAAAUACGGAUUCUUCACGUCCA
Messenger RNA from Rhinolophus ferrumequinum (greater horseshoe bat), 1815 nucleotides. It is a transcript of the gene LANCL2, whose product is annotated as LanC like glutathione S-transferase 2. NCBI's taxonomy places the organism in Eukaryota, Metazoa, Chordata, Mammalia, Chiroptera, Rhinolophidae. Gene Ontology annotation, biological process: carbohydrate metabolic process; peptide modification. The record is from RefSeq and is a predicted model, not a curated record. Gene Ontology annotation, cellular component: plasma membrane. Bases 491 to 1573 code for a protein of 360 amino acids. The transcript is spliced from 9 exons.